AUGGAAGAAGAACAUGAAGAAGCCCCAAAGCAGCAAAAGGAAAAUGGGUUCUCAGUCUCAGCCAACAAACAAAGCAAGUUGAAGACCAAAUGCAAGUUCGUUGGGGUGAGACAGAGGCCAUCAGGGAAGUGGGUGGCAGAGAUCAAGGACACAACAAAGAAGAUAAGAAUGUGGCUGGGAACCUUUGAGACUGCUGAGGAAGCUGCUCGAGCUUAUGAUGAAGCUGCUUAUCUUCUUCGUGGCUCCAACACCCGAACCAACUUCUCCACUCACGUCCCUUCCAAUUCUCCACUCUCUUUGAAAAUCAGAAACCUCCUCAACCACAAGAAAAGUUUGAAUUUGAAGCAAAAACAAAGCCCUCCACCAACCCCCAACAGCAGCUUAAAAUCCACCCCUAUAGCUGCUACAACUACUAGAAUUAGUUCUAGCUCUAGCAUUUGUAGCAGCAAUAUUCAAGCGUUUAGUGACACUUCAUCAGCCAACUGCAAUGCUAAUUCUAGUUCUUCUCUGCCUUGCUACAAAAGCCAGGACAUUCAAGCGUUUGAUGAUGCAUAUAGACCAGACCUUAGCAACUGCAUUGGGGAGCUUCAACCGGCUAUGUUUCAUUUGGAUCAGUCAUGGCCGUUCCUAGCUGGGUUUGAUCAGCUUCCACUAACCCAUGAAGGGAUGGACUUAACAAAAGGCACUGGUAAUGUUGCAGCAGCAGAGGCAGAGGCAGAGGUGACGGAGUUUGAGCGCUUAAAGGUAGAGAGGCAGAUAUCAGCUUCGAUUUAUGCAAUGAAUGGAGGGAAUGAGUAUGUGGACAAUGAGUACGAUGGAAGUGAUGCUUUAUGGGAUCUUCCUACUCUCUCGCAGUUGUUCUGCCUUGGCUGA
Prunus armeniaca (apricot) is the source of this 873-nucleotide messenger RNA. Lineage: Eukaryota; Viridiplantae; Streptophyta; Magnoliopsida; Rosales; Rosaceae. The record is from the annotation of a GenBank genome assembly.